Messenger RNA from Diabrotica virgifera virgifera (western corn rootworm), 1440 nucleotides. Its product is annotated as zinc finger protein 64-like. The record is from RefSeq and is a predicted model, not a curated record. Bases 1 to 1038 code for a protein of 345 amino acids. Gene Ontology annotation, cellular component: nucleus. NCBI's taxonomy places the organism in Eukaryota, Metazoa, Arthropoda, Insecta, Coleoptera, Chrysomelidae. The transcript is spliced from 2 exons.
AUGUAUACAACAUUUUCAAGUCAUCCAUUUCCUUCACUAUCUCUUCCUUUGAUGUAUACAUCAAAGGAAGAGAUAGUGAAGGAAAUGGCUGACUUGAAAAUGACUAUCAACCAAAUGGCACACAAAAUUGAAAAGCUAGGUACCAAUGAAAAACCAAAUAAAACUCCACCGCAAACCAUAAAAAAGUCCAUUUCAACUCAAACUGAUCCUGCAGAAACCCAAGAGUCUUUAGUGUCUUCUCCUUCAAAGGUAAAUACUGUACCACCUACCAAAUACACUGUAAAAGAAAACUGGCAUUAUGUGGUUGUAUCAAAAAUUCCACCUCCUUAUACUGCUAAACAGAUUGCACACUAUGUCAAGGAGAAACUUGGUACCACCGAUUUUAUUCGGUGCUUCUCAUUGCUGAGGGAUACGGAUAGACCAGACUCUGACUUUAAGAUCGGUGUGCAAAAUCAAAGUUUCAUCAAGUUGCUGAAAGAUCCAAGUUUGUGGCCGCCUGGUACUGUAGUACACAACCUUAAUGACAAUCCUCCAGCGCAUGCCAAUUCAGCUUCAACAACCAUAAAAGUAGCGGCUCCAGCAUCCAGUACUCCUUACACGACACCAUCAACACGUACUAAGGAGGGCAUAUCCAUUCAGAUUGGUUCAGAUAGGGAUGCCAUUAUUGCAAGUUUACGUCAGAACGAGGUUCAAACGGAAUCACAAGGAUCUUUGAUAACACAAACACGAGAAAGUUCGUACAAGUGUGAAACAUGUUUGAAGGAAUUUACUGUUUUACGUUAUUCAAAGAGGCAUUUGCAAAUACACACUGGGAACAAACCUUAUAAGUGUGAAAUUUGUUUUAAACAAUUUGGUAAAGCAGAAGCUUUAAAAGGGCAUUUAAGAAUACACACUGGAGAAAAGUCUUACAAGUGUGAAAUUUGUUAUAAGCAAUUUAGACAAGAUGGACAUUUGAAAAGGCAUGUAAAAAUACACACCGACGAAAAGCCUUUAAGUGUGAAAUUUGUUUUAAGAAAUUUAGUGAAGCAGGAAAUUUGAAAAAGCAUUUAAGAAUACACACUGGAGAAAAGCCUCACAACUGCGAAAUCUGUUUUAAGCGAUUUAGUAAUACAUCAAGUUUAAAACAUCAUUUGAGAAUACACAGUGGAGAAAAGCCUUACAAGUGUGAAACAUGUUUUAAACGAUUUAGUGGAGCAAGUUCUUUAAAAAAAAACAUUUGAGAGUGCACACUGGAGAAAAACCUUACAAGUGCGAAAUCUGUUUAAAGCAAUUUACUGACGUAGCAAAUUUGAAAAGGCAUUUAAAGAUACAUAAAACUGAUGUGUUAGUAUUAUGCUAGAUAGUCGAUUUGUAGUUACAUAUCGAUAGCUUAGUGUGAAAACCUCGUAUCUCAUUUCACAAAAAAUUUUACAGGAGAGACUUUAAACUUAAUUUCUACAU